AUGGCGACUGGACAAUCUGUCGCCGUCAAGCACUGGGCGCGAAUCAUCAAGCGAUGGCCCGUCGACCGAGUGCGUCCAGAACACAUUUCUUUCCAAACGGUUAUGCAAGGCCGUCUACAGAAAGCCUCGUCUCCCAGUGCAGCUGCGGAAAAUGUAAAAGCAAAUGAAGCUCUGGUGUCGCCAGCCAAUCCCCCCCAACUUGACGAAGCACGAGAAAUGCGACAAGUCAACGCUUUAUAUUCCUUGCUGGAAGAUCGAUACUUUAACGCAUAUCCCAUCCCAGCUAAACUACGGAAUCCGGAGAGCAUGCCUACACACUACGACGAUGUGAUCAAAGAGAUGGACGAGGCGCCGAGUCGGACAUGGACCCAGUCACUGAUGAAGAGGAUCAAGGGCUCUCUGCGUUUCUCGUGA
This is a messenger RNA of Capronia coronata CBS 617.96, 414 nucleotides long. RefSeq lists its product as uncharacterized. Bases 1 to 414 code for a protein of 137 amino acids. Gene Ontology annotation, molecular function: ribosome binding. Gene Ontology annotation, cellular component: mitochondrion; Cbp3p-Cbp6 complex. Lineage: Eukaryota; Fungi; Ascomycota; Eurotiomycetes; Chaetothyriales; Herpotrichiellaceae. Gene Ontology annotation, biological process: mitochondrial respiratory chain complex III assembly. The record is from RefSeq and is a predicted model, not a curated record. The transcript is spliced from 2 exons.